CGCCGCCGGAAGUGGGAGGUGUCUCGCGCGGUCUGGAGCUCGACCCCUCCCCCGUGGCUUGGUCGCCCCCUCCCCCCCGCUCCGCCCGCUCAGAACGUGAUGGCGGCAUCUGAGAUAGCGGGUGGUGUGGCCAAUGCCUCCAGUCCUCCUGAAUCCUCUUCUGGUUUGUGUGCUUCCAAAUCAGAUGAAGGUCUGCCCGAUGGUCUAAGUUCCACAGACCCUGCACAGAAGCAUGAGAACUUGCCUCUGUCGAGUGUAAGUAGCCAAGCGAUAACCGAGGAGACUAACAGAAAUGUCCAUUUGGAACAGCCAGAGCAGAAUCCCGGUUCGUCAGCAGGUGACACUUCAGCAGCGCACCGGGGGAUUUUAGGAGAAAACUUGGUAGCCACAGCCCUUUGUCUUCCUGGCAGUGGGUCUCAGUCUGAUUUGAAGGACUUGGCCAGCCCAGCAGGAGAGGAGGGGGACACGUGCCUCCAGGAGAGCCUCCCUCCAGCCACUCAGUCUCUUAAGGCAGGGUGCCAUACAAAGCAGCUUGCCUCCACGAGUUCUUCUGAAGAGCAAUCCCCACAAGCCUCCAACCCAAAGGAAGGUAUCAGGGAUACAGGCUUGGCUUUCCAACCUGUAGUGCCUCCAGCAAAUGGGGUUGAAGGAGUCAGAGAGGAUCUGGAUGAUGAUCAGGAUAGCUCUUCCCUGAAGCUUUCUCAGAACAUUGCUGUACAGACUGACUUUAAAGCAGAUGAAUUAGAGCUAAACACAGAUCAAGAUAUUGAAAGGAAUCUGGAUAAAAUGAUGUCAGAGCGGACCCUAUUGAAGGAGCGUUACCAGGAGGUCCUAGACAAGCAGAGGCAAGUAGAGAAUCAACUCCAAGUGCAAUUGAAGCAGCUUCAGCAAAGGAGAGAAGAAGAAAUGAAGAAUCACCAGGAGAUAUUAAAGGCUAUCCAGGAUGUGACAAUAAAGCGGGAGGAAACAAAGAAGAAGAUAGAAAAGGAAAAGAAGGAAUUUUUACAGAAGGAGCAAGAUCUGAAAGCUGAAAUUGAGAAGCUUUGUGAGAAAGGCAGAAGAGAGGUAUGGGAAAUGGAACUAGAUAGACUCAAGAAUCAAGAUGGCGAAAUAAAUCGGAACAUUAUGGAAGAGUCAGAAAGGGCCUGGAAAGCAGAGAUCUUAUCACUAGAGAGCCGGAAAGAGUUGCUGGUAUUGAAAUUAGAAGAAGCAGAAAAGGAGGCAGAGCUACACCUUACUUACCUCAAGUCAACUCCCCCAACACUAGAGACAGUUCGAUCCAAACAGGAAUGGGAGACAAGACUAAAUGGGGUUCGGAUCAUGAAAAAGAAUGUUCGGGACCAGUUUAAUAGUCAUAUCCAGUUAGUGAGGAACGGAGCCAAGCUGAGCAGCCUUCCUCAGAUCCCUACUCCCACCUUGCCUCCACCCCCAUCUGAGACAGACUUCAUGCUUCAGAUGUUUCAGCCCAACCCCUCUCUGCCUCCUCGGAUGCCCUUCUCCAUUGGGCAGGUCACGAUGCCCAUGGUUAUGCCCAGUGCAGAUCCCCGUUCCUUGUCUUUCCCACUCCUGAGCCCUGCCCUUUCCCAGCCCAACCAACCUUCCCCGCCCCUUCCUGGCUCCCAUGGGAGAAAUAGCCCUGGCUUAGGUUCUCUCGUUGGCCCCCAUGGUCCACACAUGCCCCCUGCUGCCUCCAUCCCGCCUCCCCCAGGCUUGGGCGGUGUUAAGGCUUCUACUGAAACUCCCCGGCCCCAGCCCGUAGACAAGCUGGAGAAGAUCCUGGACAAGCUGCUGGCUCGGUUCCCACACUGUAAUAAGGCCCAGAUGACCAACAUUCUUCAGCAAAUCAAGACAGCACGUACCACGAUGGCAGGCCUGACCAUGGAGGAGCUGAUCCAGUUGGUGGCUGCUCGACUGGCAGAACAUGAGCGUGUGGCAGCAAGUACCCAGCCACUUGGUCGGAUUCGAGCCUUGUUCCCUGCUCCACUGGCCCAAAUCAGUACCCCAAUGUUUUUGCCUCCUGCCCAAGUUUCAUAUCCUGGAAGGUCUUCACAUGCUCCAGCCACCUGUAAGUUGUGUUUAAUGUGCCAGAAACUCGUACAACCCAGUGAGCUACAUCCAAUGGCGUGUACCCAUGUAUUGCACAAAGAGUGUAUCAAAUUCUGGGCCCAGACCAACACAAAUGACACUUGUCCAUUUUGUCCAACUCUUAAAUGAUGGGCCUGACUGGGGAGGAAGAAGAGGAGACACUGAUGUGAACAGGAAGGAGCGGGUUCAAGAUUUCUAAAACUCUAUAUUUAUACAGUGACAUAUACUCAUGCCAUGUACAUUUUUAUUAUAUAGGUAAUGUGUGUAUAGGAAGUCUGUAUUCAGAUGUCCGUCAAUGAAAGUAUGUAUAUAAUGCAGAAAUGGUCUGUUCCCCCUCAUCUUGCAGUUCCUUGUGGGAAACAGAUUGUAGGGAAGAUGGUGGUUAGUUUGGCAUUGAAAUAGUGAUGCUUCUGCCUAGGGGAGUUUUCAAAUACAACAUAAAAACCAUCUAGGAAGCUGCUGUUGCUCUAAGGCCAUCCUGCUUUGAUUUGGCUCAGCCUCUAGUCCAUUUUCCUUCGGCUCUUGUCUGCAGGUUUGAACCCUGGUGCUCACCCGCUGUCCACCCACAUGCCUUGCUUACUGAAAGCCUCAGGAAGCCUGAGUGUUGUUCUAGCCACUCUACAGAUAAAAGUGAGACUGAGUGAGGAAAAACAA
Molecule: messenger RNA, 2739 nt
Organism: Chrysochloris asiatica (Cape golden mole)
Lineage: Eukaryota; Metazoa; Chordata; Mammalia; Afrosoricida; Chrysochloridae
Gene: RNF214
Product: ring finger protein 214
Exons: 15
Coding region: 100-2214 (704 amino acids)
Molecular function (GO): ubiquitin-protein transferase activity
Source: RefSeq, a predicted model, not a curated record